CCUCUACCAAAAUCCAAGCAAUCAAAUAAAUAUAUUAUAACAUGCAUAUACUUGCAUUCCAAUAGCAUUAGGGUUAGCAGCGUCAUGAAGUUAGACCUAAGGAGAGGUACGUUUCUACAAUACCAGAGAAACUAAAGAUUUUUAGGGUUUUACGAACAUACUUUAAGACACUGCGAUUGUGACCAACGCACAGACCUGACGGAUCAAGAGGAAUAUCAGAACAAAAAGGCGUUGAAACUAGUUUUUAUAUCGAACAACUGAGGGUUGCCGAAUCUAAAGCCAAAAGGAUAUGUCCAACCGAGUCAUAUAAACGUAGAAUGACUUAUUCUAUCAUUUCAAAAAAAAAUAAAAAAAAUUACUUCCUCUAUUCUUAAAUGACUCAUGUUUUAGAAAAAAAAAUCAAAAUACAAAAACUAAGUUUUCAAUGUAUUGUUUAAUGGUAAACUGUAAGCUUAAAAAAAAACUGUUUUUAUUGAAAAUCUAUUAGCUAAACAUUCUAGAAAAUAUUUAAUUACAACAAAAACAAUGUAUAGACAAUAAAACAUUAACAUGUUCAUUUAAUAUGUCUUAAAAUUUUUAAAUGAGGCUUUUUGGAACUGAUGGAGUACCAUUUAGGUUGUAACUGGUAAACAUAUUUAGGAAUUGGUGGAAUGAAAAUUAAUUGAAUAACAUUAAUGGAAUGUAGAGAAAAAAAUGGAAUAGAUUCAUUCCAUUCAUUCCUUAUCAAAAAAAUUUAUGGAUCUUUUUGUAAUUUGUCAAUUUAUUUUUAAAAUUGAUGGAAUGAUCAUUCUAUUCCAUUCAAGACAAAUGGUGAAUUUAUUUUUGAAAUUAAUGGAAUAAGUCAUCACAUAGCAUUUCAUUCCAAAUAUUGAUAAUCUAGUUGCACUCUUACUUUUAGCUUGAAUGAAAUAGUCAAUUUAUUAGUUCCAAAGUAAUUUUAGGUAAAAUACAAAGAGAAUUAUUCCAUAACAAAUUUGACGAAGAACAAAUGAAAUGAAUUAUGUUCUAUUUUUUCUAUAUUUCAUUCAUGCUACCCCACUAAUUUAUAUUCCAUCAAUUCUAAAGCACAUUUACAAUUACAACCUUAACCAUUCAUAAUUAUUAUUUUUGUUUUGUUUCUUUAUGCAUUAACUUAUUUCACGUGAUGAUAAUGUGAUGACUUAUGGGUUGUGAGGUAUUCAUUCCACAACACUUGAAUUAUUUUUCAGUUUCUCUGCCUAAAUAGAAACUGCCUAAAUCAGUGGACACUUUUUGUACAUAUUUAAUAUUGUAGCUUCGAAGUUGUAUCAAGAGAUAUGUUGUCUAGCGAGAGAGUAAGAUUUGGAGAUGUUUCCUCCUCCCAAGUCGUUUUGAGCAUUCAUUUUAGUGGAGAUAACACAUCGCCUAAUUCUUUGAGUGUGUAGCCUGAUUUUUGAUUAUAUGGUAUGCAACUUUUUAAAUUUGGAAAUUUCAAUAAUGCAUUGUUUGAGAAAAUGGACAAUUCAUAUUCAAAGCUAAGCAUAGAUUGGCUUAUGUACUCUCUAAGCUUUUACUCCCUGGUAUCAACUUCUCCGUGUGGCUCAACUUGUACAUGUGGUUGAGCUUCUCUUUAUUUCAUCUUUGUGGUAGAGAUUGAAGUAGCUUAACUCUAAUUUCUUUUGUCAAUAACUUAACUCUAAUUAAGAUGUUAUAUCUCUUCAAUAUUAUUAUGAUUUACAACUAAGCAAUCAAAUCUUAACUCUUCAAACCAGCAAAGCAAAGCUAGAGCAUGCAAUUGCAACUUCUGAUACAGCCAAUGCCCUAAAGAUAACUGCAGAUGCUAUGAAAAGUGCACUAGAAAACUUGUAAGUGAACUUGUAAGUUACAUUAAAUAUAUGGGUUCACUUUUGGAUUAUCUUCUCCACUUUUGGAUUCAUCAGCAUUUUCCUCAUAAUUUUGUAUCCUCUUCAUCUUUUUUUGUUUUGUUUUCUUGGUCUCAGUAGUCAUGAAUUAUCUCAUUUUAUUGGCAUUAUCUUUUCAACCACUUCCCAUCUUGGUCAAUGAUUCUCUGAUCCUCUCUGGCUUUUUUCGUCAUUCAUUCUUUCAUCUCUUUACCUAUCUUUUCAAUUAAAAAAAUCAGUUUACUUCAAUCAACGGUUUAUGAUGUUAAUCAAUAUUCUUCGCCAACCGAUUCAUAUCUCUAUUUUCAUCUGAAACUUAUUCAUGAAACUGUAAUAGUUUUUUGGUUAUUUUUUCAGUUGAUGUCUUAUUCAAAUCAUUCUGAUAGUUUUACGGAGCUAGAUUUUUUUAAUCUGGUGUCUAGUGACAUUUUUACUUUUACUUUGUUUUUCAUAUUAUAUCUUUGUAUGCUUUUGAUCCUAUCCUGAUCAUGGAUCCAAUAUAUAAACUUUUUUAUUUGAAAAAAAAAAUCCAUUUUUGAUUUUGAAUUUGCCUGGAUGAUAGCUAUUAGCUAGCAAUUUAACUUUACUAUAACUUCUCUGACAAAACCAAAAGUAACAAGAUUUGCAUCCGCAAGCACACCAUUCGUGUAGUAAGACAUAAGCACAUAAUUCUUACCCGAGUUCUAUAGUUCUAAAAUCACUUAUGUACUAAACAACAAUAAAGCGAAGAACAUCCUCAUUAUGGGAGUAAUUCGUAUAUUUCGACAUUAUUAUAUGUAAGUAAGAAUAAAUGUUUUGUAUAUUUAGAUUUUGUCAUGGUGCAUAAACCUCAAUAGGCCAUAGUUUUUUUAGUAGAUGUUGAGAUCGGGCUUCCGACUAACCAAAAUACACUAGUAGCGUGUAUGCACGUUACAAAGGUAGAUUCAACCUUGACUUUUUUUGGUCAAUAGAUUCAACCUUAAUUAAAGAUACAUUUUCUUCAACUAUAAUGUAUUAGACUAUUUAAUAUUUUCUUACCUAUAGAUAUACUUUAGCGUAUAUAUAAUUUAUAAAUUACGUGAAAACGUCAAUGAUAUUAAGACGGGCACUUAAUGCGCAGUAUGUCCUCUUGCCAGCUUGUUGCACCGUCCACCGUCUCCUCUCUCUAAAACCAUUCCUACUUCUCUCUCUCUCUAGAAACCAGAAGAAAGAGAGAAGCUAUAACGAUGUAUUCAGACGACGAAGGGAGAGAAGAAUAUCUGUUCAAGAUCGUGGUUAUCGGUGACUCGGCGGUCGGAAAAUCAAACCUCCUGUCACGGUACGCUAGGAACGAGUUCAGCGCGAAUUCCAAAGCGACAAUAGGUGUGGAGUUUCAGACGCAGAGCAUGGAUAUUGAUGGCAAGGAGGUUAAGGCUCAGAUUUGGGACACUGCUGGCCAGGAGCGCUUUCGUGCUGUUACAUCCGCUUAUUACCGUGGCGCUGUCGGUGCACUUGUUGUCUACGACAUUAGCCGCAGGAUGACCUUCGAGAGCGUCGGACGUUGGCUCGAUGAGCUCAAGAUUCAUUCUGAUACAACGGUGGCGAGAAUGCUGGUGGGGAACAAGUGCGACCUAGAAAACAUAAGAGCAGUGAGCGUGGAAGAAGGCAAAUCCCUAGCAGAAGCCCAAGGACUAUUCUUUGUAGAAACAUCGGCUCUUGAUUCAACUAACGUUAGAAUAGCUUUCGAGAAGGUCAUACUUGACAUCUACAACAACGUAAGCCGUAAGCAACUAAACUCGGAUACGUACAAAGAUAAACUCACUGUGAGUCGGGUAAGUCUCGUUAAGGACGAUGAUAACACUGACCCUAAACAAAGCUCCGGUUUCUCUUGCUGUUCCAGUUGAUACUCAAAUCACAAUCUAUUUUGAUUUUCUUCUCAUUUGUUUUUCUUCCUUUCUUUCUCAUUGUAACUGAUCAAAUUAUCGUUGUCUCAUAGAAAAAAAAAUGUAAUUCAUUCCUUUUCUAAUUUUGGAAAAUAUUUAAAUUAUAUA
Messenger RNA from Brassica rapa (field mustard), 3868 nucleotides. Its product is annotated as ras-related protein RABA5e. The record is from RefSeq and is a predicted model, not a curated record. Lineage: Eukaryota; Viridiplantae; Streptophyta; Magnoliopsida; Brassicales; Brassicaceae. Gene Ontology annotation, molecular function: GTPase activity; GTP binding.